This is a messenger RNA of Plodia interpunctella (Indianmeal moth), 4920 nucleotides long. RefSeq names its product invadolysin (gene Invadolysin). Lineage: Eukaryota; Metazoa; Arthropoda; Insecta; Lepidoptera; Pyralidae. The transcript is spliced from 20 exons. Bases 235 to 2382 code for a protein of 715 amino acids. Gene Ontology annotation, molecular function: metalloendopeptidase activity. The record is from RefSeq and is a predicted model, not a curated record. Gene Ontology annotation, biological process: cell adhesion; proteolysis. Gene Ontology annotation, cellular component: membrane; cytoplasm.
AAACGAAGAAAAGUUAGUAUUACUAUUUUGAGCCCUUGAGUUUUUAGGGCGUCUACAUUGGGCUAACUUCACUGUGAUGAACCCCCAUUCAACAAACCGCUCCGACCGAACUCAGUAACGAUUGCGUUUUGAUCGCGAUACUACGUUUUGCACGGAGUAUUAGAUACAUUUACUGUAAUGUAAAUAAAUAAACAUUGUUUUUCUUAGUGAAAUAAUGUCAUAAAAUAUUUGAAAAUGUCGGGAUUAACUAUAGCUGUGUCUGUGCUUGUGUUUUGUUUGUGUGAUAUAGUUUAUUCUGAUAUAGUAAUAAGUGAACAUCACCACGUACAUUGCACUCAUGAACAUCCAAAGGAAGACCAAGUCAUUAGGGGAGUGCACAUUGAGCCAGCGCAUAUAGUAAAAAAACGCAGCAUAGACCAGCCAUUAAGAAUCAGCAUAGUGUAUGACCAUUCUGUUUAUAGGUUAGAUCCGCAGAAGUUCUUCAUGAUAAAUAACACAAUUCUGCCAGAGGCGGUCAAGUUUUGGGAGCAAGCUCUCAAAGUGAGGAAGACAGGAGGACCUAUUAGGUUAAAUAGAAAAUGUCCGACUAGGCAGGUGUUCGUGCGCAGAGGCAAAUCACACUGCAUCGACGAAUGCAACGCUGAGACAAUGUGCGGGGAGGUCAGAGUGCCGGAGGAACAUUUAAACCCGUGCCACGUUUGCAACAGCACGGGGCACAACUGCCGUGUGCUGCCGAGGUUACGACCCCGGGUAGUGGAUGACGACAUGACGACCGAGAUCAAUGGAAACGCGCUCAACGAAGGUGUCGACACCACAGCGAGUCCCGAAGAAGAAAUUAUAGACGAAGAGCCAAAAGGCGUAGAGGACACAGAUUUCGUUCUGUACGUGAGCGCAGUGGAGACGGAGCGGUGUCGACGAGGCCUCACUGUGGCAUACGCGUCACAUUGCCAGCAGGAGUCUGCUUUAGACAGGCCGGUGGCCGGGCACGCUAACUUCUGUCCGGGUGAGCUGUCAACAAAAGACCGCGACUUGCCUUCCGUGCUGUCCACGGUCAAACACGAGAUGCUGCACGCCCUUGGCUUCAGCGUCUCACUGUUCGCGUUUUACAGAGACGACAAUGGUGAGCCUUUGACAGAAAGGAGGCCAGACACGGGCAACCCGCCUCUGGAUGAAGAACUGCAGAUCCACCGAUGGUCAGACAGGGUUGUGAAGAAUAUAUAUAGAAAAGACUGGAUGAUCAGGGGAGGUUAUACGGAGAGGAAAUUCCAUAUGGUCGUCACUCCAAGAGUGGUUAAAGAGGUCCGAGAGCAUUUUAAUUGCUCUUCGUUGGAGGGGGCUGAACUGGAGGACCAGGGCGGAGACGGCACGGCGCUCACGCAUUGGGAGAAGAGGGUGUUCGAGAACGAAGCAAUGACGGGCACGCACACGCAGAACUCCGUGUUCAGCCGCGUGUCGCUGGCGCUGAUGGAGGACACGGGCUGGUACCGCGCCGACUACAGCCGCGCCGCGCCGCUGGACUGGGGCAGAGGCCUCGGCUGCAGAUUCGCCACGAAGUCCUGCAAGGAAUGGUUGAACACGCAAAGGUUGAGCAGCGAGCCAGAAGAUCUGACAGACUAUCUAAACGGAACGGAGCCAGAUGAACGGAAAAACCCAGCGCCAUUUUGCGAACGUAUCAAGGGUAAUCCGUUGAGGACUGAGUGCUCGUCGAGAAGGGAUGCUGUGGUGUUGUGUAAUCUAGUGAGACACGAUAAUGUAUUACCGAGAGUUUACCAGCACUUCGACAUUCUUCCCAACGUGCCGCCAGGAGACGAGGCGCACUACGGAGGUUCCGUAUCGUUGGCGGACUACUGUCCCUACCUGCAGGAGUUCACGUGGAAACACAAGAGCGUGUUGGUGCGAGGCAGCCGUUGUUCUUACGAGGAGAACACGCCUAAGACUGACGUCAAUUUCGCCCUGGAGAACUACGGGGCGCACUCUAAAUGCUUCGACCAUAGCGACAAGGUCUGGGAACAGAAGUCGUGUCGGCAGAUACGGGAGUGGCAACAUUGGGGCUCCGGUUGUUACAAGUAUAAAUGCGAGAGAGGGCGACUGCACGUAGUUGUGGGUAAUUACACGUACACGUGUUUCCACGCGGGUCAGGUGUUACAAAUAAGGAUCAAAAAAAGGGGUUGGCUACACAAGGGGGGCGUGGUGUGUCCGCCGUGCAGGGAGCUGUGUGCUGAGGAGUUCGCUUCGCGAAAAGAGUAUUGCAAGGGAGGCGAGGAAGCCAUGCCGCCAAAUCUUUACGCCAACGACUAUUUAAACUGUGGAACAGUAAGAAUAACGCCGUCCGCCAUUUUGUUUUCGGCCGCCAUUUUGUGGCUGCUCAAACGUACUGAGUAAUUUAUUUGUUGAAGUGAAAAAUAUGUUGUAUUUUAUAGAUGGUUGUGUGAUAAUGAUGUAAGCCAAUGUAUGUUUAAUUGUAUGUUUGGCAUUAAAUAAUUGUGAAUGUUGCAUUUCCAUAAAAGAGAUAUUUUUUAUGAUUUUGCUAAAGUAUUUGUUAAGACUUUUUAUUGUAAAUGAAAGAUUAAAGAAAACUAUAGACGUGGUGUCAGCGUAGCCACAUGACAUAGAACUAUUCAUAUAUUUCUCUUGUAUGAGCGAAAAGGAAUACUUGAUGACGUCUAUAAUUUUCUCUGUCUACUAUGUAAAUUUUUGGAUGAGAACCACAGAAAAAGUGGUUAAUGACGAAUAUUACGUUAGAAAUAUUAACCAAACAGUAAACUUUGAGACUAAGUUACUUAUGUCAUAGAUAAUAUUACUUAGCAGUCACUCAGCAGCACUUAUACAUCUUAUUAUACAGGAAGAAUUAUGCUAACAUUUUAAUAUACUUAGUAUACAUACUUAAAAUUAUGUUAUUUAUUAGAUUAACCCAAUUUCUGUACUACCUAUUUAUGUCCCACUGCUAGCCUAACCUAUUAUUUGUAAAAAAAUAUAACUUAAUAUUAUUUGGUUAAUUACAAUAUUUGACAUUGACAGAACGAGACAAGAAGAAAAAAAAAACUAAUAAUACAGUAUUUUUUAAUGAAUAUUAGGGUAAAAUCAAAAAGCAUUAAGUCCACCUUUCGUACGUUUACUAUUUUUAUUUUGUGCAAUAAAUUUUAAAUAAAUAAAAACAUUAAUUAUUGUAUAUGUGUUGUAGUCGCCAAAACGGUUUUAUGUAUAUUCUCUAAUCAACUAUUUUAUCUAAACAAUUUUCCCCACGCUUUCCUGUAUUACAAUAUGUCGGAAUGAUUUUGUUAAAAUUAAUAGACGUUCGCGCCAAAAAGUUAUUGUAAAAUCUGUCAAGAAAGUAAAUGAGGGCGCUGUCUCCUGUCGUCUAGCAACACUGGGUAUUUAUCAACCAAUCUUGAUUUUGCAAUGUCAAAAAAAUGUAGUUUGUCAAAAAUCCAUUUUCUUUACUUUCUUGACAGUCAUUGACAAAAACGUGGUUCUAAUAAGUAAACAUGGCAAUGAGGGCCACUUUUAUAGCGUGGACUGUAGGAAACCAUUAGUUUAAACCGAUGCCAAUGGCCUCACAACUAGGUAUGCCGACGACCGUGCGAAGUGGAGACGUGAAAGUAGGAAAGCGGAUCUUGGGCUCCGACGCUCAACGGCUAAGGAAGAUCGGGAAAACAGGAUGAGGAUUUUAAUCAGAUGAAAUAACUUGAUUUCCGAUUAAUUUUCGUACUUAUUAUAUAUGUGUAAUUUAAUUUUGAAUUGACAUUUUUUUGUGAUCUUAAAUUUAAGUUAGCCUAUUUUUUAAAAAAAGACAUGGUACUUCAGUUUAUCGACCAAUUAUGUAUAUAGAAUUAUUUAGUCAUAUAGCUUUAAGUCUUACUUAUGCCAUACUUAACUUAUAUUUUUUUAGUAUUUUAUUUUAGCACAGCUUGAUUUUUAUUCCUUUGUAAUUAAAUAUGAUUGAAAUGUCGGAUUAAAUAAACCUAAAUAUAUAAUCUAGCUCUUAAUUCAAAAUUUGGUUCUUAAUUUUUAUUUAAACAGACCACGGACCAAAAAUAGACAAUAUAUAGAACGCGGUAUAUCAAAUUGUGCACAGAUACAAUGAAAGGUGCAUAGAAAUCGCAUUGACCGUAAGGGCUUCGUUGAGGCUUGUUUUGUUCAACGUUAAUCUGUGAAUGACUAGAUUUCGGUGUGGAGCCGCGUACCCCACUCGUCUGCCUCCCGCCCCGCGUAUCGGCACAUAACUUGCUAGCGAAAUAGCAAUACGGUGCAUCCUUUUUGUUUUUGCUGUGUGUGUUAGACAUUUAUUUUUAUUGUAUAAUAAAUAUUAAUAAGCUUUUCAAACAACAAAAACAUGACGACAAGGACAAAAUUAUAGCAUAAGUCACAGACUAAGAAAACUAGCUAGAUCUUGUACAAGCUGGCACAUGGUGCGAAACAAAAGAAAUUAAAUCUCUGUCCCGUUUCUUUUCAUGUAUGUAGAUAUUUAUAAUACGCGUCUCUCUUUCUUGUAUGAGCGAAAUUGAAGAUGUUACGAUGUCUAUAAUUUUUUCUGUCUAAACAGAAAUCCCUUUUAGGAAGCCAAUUCCAGUUUUAGUCACAAUUUUAAUUAUUGUAAAUAUUACGAUCUAAACUUGGUUUUAUUUUCGGUGCUUAUAUUGUGAUUUUAUUUCCAUUCCUAGUUUAUUUCAAUGAUAAGAAAUAUUAUUUUUUAAGAGUAGGUAUAAUUUACAAAAGAUUUUUUUUUAUUAAGUCACAUCAAGAUGGCUUCCGAAAUUUAUUUUAUUGUAUUUUCCAAUAAAAGCAUUGUAUCAUAUGUAAUCUAUAAAUCAGAUUCUUUUAGUUUGUAUGAAUAUUUCUUUUAAAUGUACGAUAUUAGAGAAAAUUCUCAAAACGUACUGAUUUGUAUGAAUAAAGAAUAUUUUUCACAUGAAUACUAUA